AAAGCUGAAGGCGUGAGUCCCGUUGGACAGCGUGCUCUCUACGCUUCCGCUUUUUUACCUGUUGUUUGAGAAGCAACAGAGCAGUCUUCAUCGCUGAUUUUUCUGAUGGCUCCCCGCGGCGGUUCCCGGAGGCAGAGGGAGGCGGAGGAAGAAACAUUCGCGAUCCUUCUCGCGAAUACCUAAUUCUUUAGAUGAUUUUUUAUUUUCUUCUGAUUAUUAAUAGAAGUUGUGUGCAGAUUUUCUUUCUAAAUUAAUCGAAAUCAUCUUUUUCUUUGUAGCUGUUGUGUCUCCUAACAAAGCUCCAUGCUGUUUAAUUUUGGAAGAAGAUUGCAACAUCGACACGAACUGCUCUGCUCAAAUGACAGGACCUUAGUGUUUUUACGUUGUCGAAACAUUUCGUUUAAAAAAUAUAACAAGAACCUGGCAUGAUAUGUUCAUUGGCGGAACUCUACUUAAGAGAGCGGAGCACCAAUCUCUCGGGUAAGAAGUAAUCGAGCGCAACUUCUUCCGCUCUUACCUUUUUCAGAUUGCUCCCCGCGGCGCUUCCUGGAGACAGAUUACUGGAGAGGAAGAAAGUGUGCAGAAUCUGAUUUCUUUGAAACAUCUUUCGAAUAUAAUGAGCUAAUUCAGCAGAAUGAAAAUUUACAAAAUAUUCUCAACUAUUACCGGAAUGUCAUCUUUUUGGAAAUCAAACGCCAACUAAACGCCACUGUCAAGGAGAUCUGCACAUUUCUUUUCAACGUAAACAGCUUGUAUUGGGUUUUCAGUGUGGACGGUGCGAGGGAAAUCAAAAUGAGUAAGAGUGCGCUCCAAUCACUUCGCAAAGCCAUUUCUAUAGAAAUAAAAAAGUUACAUGACUACGUCAAUCGGCGUGGUUCUGAGGAAGUGGAAAAGGCAAUGCAGAAGACGACGACCUUACUCGAUCAACAAAUGGACAGCAUCUCUAAGAGGCAGAGGUCAAUCGAGCUGUGGCGCUCGGCUUGCAACUUCUUCGUCGUAUUCAUCAUCGUCGGUAUGUUAAUUCUUUCCAUCUUAUAUGCAUUAUUCCACAAACCGGUGGUCAGCACCGUGACAAGUGCUGUGGCAACGGGGAUCAAAAUACUGGAGCCGUUUGCUGAAUCGGCAUUAGACAAGAAGGAGCAGAAAUUGAGUGAGGAGAAACAAAUGGUCCAGUUGAUGAUGCAGGGACUGGCUCCGCUGGCGGGUAAUCUCCGCACUCUUCGUUAUCAGACGACGGAGUGUGUCUCUAAGCUCCGAGAAGAGUUUGAGAAGAAGAUGCCCGACGAUUUUUCGACGGUGAAGGUUGAAUCAGUACGGGUUUCAGUUCCAGAUAUAGUAAAGAACAUGGUGAUCUCUGUGAAGGAUUUGAAGCGCCAGAUUAAACAAUACCGCUACGAUGUCCAACACUUCGAGACCACUUUUACUAAACUCAUAAAAAAAAAUUAAGUACGCAGUUUCUUGAUGAUGCCAACGCCUAUGUGCUGUCGUCUUUUUUUUGUGUCAAGUAGUAAGUAGUGACGACAAACUGUAUUGGGGAACAAUUUUGCAUCAAACUUUAUUUAGACUUCUUCCCCUACGUACUUUGCAUCAAACAAUAUAUGUUGUUGAAGAUGGAUCGAAUUCUUGUCACA
Zingiber officinale is the source of this 1631-nucleotide messenger RNA. RefSeq lists its product as uncharacterized. NCBI's taxonomy places the organism in Eukaryota, Viridiplantae, Streptophyta, Magnoliopsida, Zingiberales, Zingiberaceae. The transcript is spliced from 2 exons. Bases 793 to 1446 code for a protein of 217 amino acids. The record is from RefSeq and is a predicted model, not a curated record.